Molecule: messenger RNA, 267 nt
Organism: Knipowitschia caucasica
Lineage: Eukaryota; Metazoa; Chordata; Actinopteri; Gobiiformes; Gobiidae
Source: the annotation of a GenBank genome assembly
AUGGCGACCACGAACCCGUCUCAGCUGCUGCCGCUCGAGCUGGUGGACAAAUGCAUCGGUUCCAGGAUUCACAUCGUGAUGAAAACGGACAAAGAGAUCGUCGGGACCCUGUUGGGGUUCGAUGAUUUUGUCAACAUGGUGCUGGAGGAUGUGACGGAAUUUGAGAUCACACCAGAGGGACGCAGAAUAACAAAACUCGACCAGAUCCUCCUGAAUGGAAACAACAUCACCAUGCUCAUUCCUGGAGGAGAAGGGCCUGAAGUCUGA